AUGGGAUCCAGAAUCGAAGAAGAGAAGGAACUGGAACCGGAUAUGGAGCAGAGUUUGGCGACGGAGCCGGUGAGUCCUGCAGGGAGCACUGUAGCUGACCUAUCCCCAACUCCAACCCCAAGGAAGACUCUGGUUCUGUCUAAUUCGGGUAAGGCUUUAAUGGUGUCGAAUUCUAGCAAGUCCUUGGGGCUUUCCAAUUCCGGGAAACGGUUUGAUCCUACGGGUAAGAAGAAGUACGUUAAACAGGUCACCGGACGCCACAACGACACCGAGCUUCAUCUAGCUGCUCAACGAGGAGAUCUAGCUUCUGUUAAGCAGAUUCUCAGUGACAUCGAUUCUCAGAUUACUGGUACCAUCACCGGAGCUGAUUUCGAUGACGAGGUAUCACAAAUAAUGACAGCUGUGGUAAACGAGGUGAAUGAGUUGGGAGAGACGCCGCUUUUUACAGCAGCAGAGAAAGGAAACAUUGAUGUUGUCAAAGAGUUGCUUCGUUAUACGACCACAGAAUCUCUUAUGCAGAAGAACCUUUCUGGAUUUGACGCUUUACACAUUGCUUGUAGCCAAGGCCAUCGAGCUAUUGUCCAGUUAUUGCUUGAGCAUGAGCCUCAGUUAAGUAAAACAGUAGCUCAAUCAAACGCAACACCACUUGUGUCAGCUGCGACGAGAGGGCAUAUUGAAGUAGUUAACGAAUUGCUUGCGAAAGACUCAAGCUUGCUCGAGAUUUCUAGAUCCAAUGGAAAAAAUGCGCUUCACCUUGCUGCGCGUCAAGGUCAUGUAGAUAUUGUAAGAACGUUACUCGAUAAAGAUCCGCAAUUAGCUAGACGAACAGAUAAGAAAGGCCAGACGUCUUUGCAUAUGGCUGUGAAAGGAGUUAGCUCACAAGUCGUGAGGUUGCUCCUUCGAGCUGAUCCGGCUAUCGUUAUGCUUCCUGAUAAAUUCGGUAACACUGUGUUGCAUAUCGCUACCCGGAAGAAGAGAGCAGAGAUUGUGAACGAGCUGUUACAACUUCCGGAUGCAAACGUGAAUGCGCUAACACGAGACCAUAAAACCGCAUACGACAUUGCUGAAGGACUCACUCAUUCAGAGGAAACUGCAGAGAUCAAAGAGAUAUUAUCGCGUUGUGGUGCGCUAAAAGCCAACGAAUUAAACCAGCCAAGAGACGAGCUACGGAAAACAGUGACCGAGAUCAAGAAAGACGUUCACACGCAGCUCGAACAAACCCGAAAAACCAACAAAAACGUCGACGGGAUUGCCAAGGAGCUGCGGAAACUUCACAGAGCUGGAAUCAACAAUGCUACAAACUCAGUCACAGUUGUGGCUGUCCUCUUCGCCACGGUUGCAUUUGCAGCCAUUUUCACGGUUCCCGGAGGGGACGACGACCACGGUGUGGCCGUGAUGGUUCAUGCAACAUCGUUCAAGAUAUUCUUUAUAUUCAACGCGAUUGCGCUCUUUACUUCCUUAGCAGUAGUUGUCGUGCAAAUCACGCUUGUAAGAGGAGAGACUAAAACGGAGAGACGUGUGGUGGAAGUAAUCAAUAAGCUGAUGUGGCUCGCCUCUGUCUGCACCACUGUGGCAUUCAUUUCCUCAUCGUACAUUGUGGUUGGUCGGAGAAACAGAUACGCGGCAGUUGUGGUAACGGUCAUAGGAACUGUGACCAUGACCGGGAUUUUGAGUAUAAUGACAUAUUAUGUUGUGAAAUCGAAGAGGACGAGGAAAGUAAGGAAGAAGGAGAAGAAGAAAUUUGCUAGAACUGGGACGAGUUCAUGGCAUCAUGCGAAUCCGUCGGAGACUGAGUCGGAGGUUAAUCCAAUUUACGCUAUCUGAUCGAUGAUGAAUGAUCAUUAAUUCAUUAUUUCUUUUUUUGGUUUCUUGAUCUAUGUACGUGUAGUGUUUUAUAU
This is a messenger RNA of Capsella rubella, 1898 nucleotides long. Its product is annotated as ankyrin repeat-containing protein ITN1. NCBI's taxonomy places the organism in Eukaryota, Viridiplantae, Streptophyta, Magnoliopsida, Brassicales, Brassicaceae. Gene Ontology annotation, molecular function: protein phosphatase regulator activity; protein phosphatase 1 binding. The transcript is spliced from 4 exons. Gene Ontology annotation, cellular component: plasma membrane. Bases 1 to 1824 code for a protein of 607 amino acids. The record is from RefSeq and is a predicted model, not a curated record.